Messenger RNA from Ostrea edulis (European flat oyster), 13447 nucleotides. RefSeq names its product titin-like. The record is from RefSeq and is a predicted model, not a curated record. The coding region runs from base 11734 to 12990 and encodes 418 amino acids. The transcript has 2 exons. Gene Ontology annotation, molecular function: protein binding. NCBI's taxonomy places the organism in Eukaryota, Metazoa, Mollusca, Bivalvia, Ostreida, Ostreidae.
UUUAUUGCAUGUCGUGCCAGUUUAAUAAGGCAAAGGGACGUAACUCCAUUUACCUUCUUGAACUUCAAAUUUAUUGUACAAUGAUGUUCCACAAUAUAUGCAUUGAACUGGUGGUGAACACUUCAGCCGUUGAUUUGUAUCAUGACACAGCAUCCUAAGAUGAUUAAUAUUUACUUGAUGUUCAGUCCGUUUAUAACACAGACCACAUUCUUCUGUAUUAGAUCUGGCAAACCUAAUGACAUCUUGCAUUGUAAAGAUGUUGCUGUCUAGCUUAUCAAAAUUCUUCCCUUUCAUUGCCAGUGAUGAAGUAAAUCACAUUAUUGUCAAUAAAUCAGGGUUAAAUGGGUUUUUAUUUACAAAGAAAUGUAGGGAGAUUUUCAUUCCUUUUCUGCAUAAUUACGUGUUCUGUGUCGGCUUAUUAGAGGGACAUAGACCAUGGAACCUCAAGUAUGCUGUGGCAUUUAAUGAAAAUGAUAAUGAAGGUGUGGAAAAAAUUCCUGUAUGUCCAUGCUGAGCUGCAACUUUUUAAGGAAUGAGAGUUUGUAAAAGAAUAUGUCAGUUGUCUUUCCUGAGUGAAUCCUGUGUACACGUUAAAAGGAGGAAAACUUCAAACAGAAACAAUGUAUUUCCUGUAUACACAAAUACAGGAAUUCAUUAUGGAGUGAAAAAAGUCACAAAUGAAUUAAAAUAGCCGCUCUCAGUGUGUUCUGGUGUUAGCAUGCCCACUAUCCUUAACAUUAUAAAAUCACAAGUCAACAAUACUCUCCUCACCAGAAUUUGUGCCUCCUUAUCAGAAAAAAAAAGUUUUAGUACCCAUGUCCAAUUUCAAAUCAACAGAACAAGUUUAUGCCAAUAUCCAGCCCCUAACCGAGUAUUGUAUUGGGGGUAUUUCAUGUCAGAUUGUUGGAAACAAAAAGCUUGUGGGGGCCAGGGAGCAAUACAUUGAAAAGUUUGAUAGAAUUUCAAUUACAAGAGCAGGUUUCAGAUGUCGCACAUGAAAAGACAGUUUAUUUUAAAACACAAAAGAUAGUAAUGCGGGACAUGGUUUUCACUCUAGUAGAUCACCGUGUUUGAAAUCUUAUCUCCUCUGCAUAGUGACAGUUAAAACAGACCAUUAUAGUUAAAUGAAAGAGAGAAAAAAAAGCUCUUUUGUAGAUCCAGUUCCGGUCAAAAAAAUACAAAAUUAUUGAAUGAAGUUGUUUAAAGAUAUAAUUAGGAACAAGUUUAUAUCUAAUGAAAGCAGUUUGACUGCACUUUUAUUAUUUUUGGUAAAAAUGUAAAUUCCUAGCUACCUGUUGACUUAGCUUCUCUGGAUGUUUUCUAUUUUCCUGUAGUUUUCGGAGCCGUAAAUCUGCUGGUGCUAUUAGCUUGGCAUUCUAUGAGGUUAAGUUUUUAUUAUAUUUUUGGCAACUGUGAGGGAAUCUUAACAGCGUCUGCGAGUCUCAUGCUUCAUUAAAACUCAAUAAAGCCACUCAAAAUAAAUUGGGGGCCAAAUUUCUCUUUUCUGAUAUCUAUCUGAUUUAUUUAUUUGGUAAAUUGUGACAUUUUGUCACAUCCUUUUCUGAAAUGAGAGUGUCAUCUAAGCCCCUAUUUGAUGUGGCAUAUACUCAUUUCCUUAAACAUUUUAUCUUGUCUGAGAUCAUAAUCUUGAUGGAACAAGAUAUGAACUUGAUAUGCUAAAUAUGCAGUGUGUGUUACAAGACACUUUUAACACAAUGUACUUUAAACUAAGCUAGGUCACUUUCCAUACUCUUCUUUUUCAGCUGUAAAAUUCUAAAAUUCUUUUGUAAAUCUGCGUUAAUGUGUGUAAAUUUUCACAAAAAUUUUAAGCUGGAGACAAAUAUGUAAAAAUUUCUAAUAAAAAUUCAGGUUUUUAAUAAGUAUAAAGAUGGUUUUCCCUCACAACAACCAACCAUAACUUAGACCCACUUAGUAGCCCCCUGCUGGUUAAUGAGGGGGGUGAGGUGUUACUAAUUAUGUUUGUGGCAAGUUGUUUAUGAAACCAAAAGUAAGCUAAAGGUUGUUUGCAGUGUAUGAAAUGAUUCACAUUUUUGUUGCUAAGGUAGAAUGUACCCACGAUUAGGUUUGAUGAGACUGGGGGGUUUCUACAAACCGGUACUUUUUAGAUCGACACAGGAUUUGUUUUAUCUCUGUUAUUGUAAACCACUUUACCACAACAUUUUUUUCUAAUCAAGUUUGAAGACGCAACUAUCUUUUUAUCUGCGGACAUUUCACAAAUAGUUAGCGUCUUUGUCAGAGAAACAUUUAAAAACAGUCGUUUGGAAGUUGCCUUUUAAAGGGGAGAAUGUUUAUUUAAUCUAUGUAGUCAAGACUGAUAAUUAAAAUUUGCUUUAAGUGGUAAAUGGCUUUGAUGCACUUGUGAUAAGUCUUAAGUGAAUCACUCAGUAAUUAGUUGGUCUGGUCCCAUCUGGUAAAUGUCAAGAGGGCUGGUGUGGGCUGACAAAAUGUUGUGUGCAGAAACUUCAGUUGCAGUGUUCUAAUAAUUCUAUGAAUAGAUACAUGUGCACCAAAUUUCCAUUUAAAACUGUAUGACGUAUCUGUUGCAUCAUCUACCCCAGUUUAGUCAUAUGUAUUGAAUAAUAUAAGUAGACAAGACUCAUCCAUUUCUUUCACUUGCUGAACUUUUUGAUGAAUUUAAAUCUCAUUUCUGUAAUUAUAAACGCACAGUUCCGUCAGGCUUAGUGAAUCAGGCAGGAUACAAUCGUCCGUGGUUUAUGAUUGGUCACUAGGUCAGACACUGCAGUAUUUCACGUGACUAGAUCUCCGUAAUGAGAGAUUUUUAUGAAUGACAUUGGUAGGGGUGAGAACAUUCAUGGCUUGGGUAUUUCCUGUUGAGUAAAUUCUAGUCUGAAAGUUAUCUUCUGGUGUCAUCCAAUAAACCUAUACUGUGGCCUUGUUGAUGUAAACUGAAUAAUGAAUGUCAUACAGAGCGAUACAAUACUUGUCAUCUAAUAUUGCUUUUGAAUACAGUGGUUAUUUUAUUUUGCAUAAAAAGGUCAUUGUCUUGACCACCUUGCAAGGAUAGUUAUUAGCUCAUUCCCGUGGUCAAACCCUAUCGUACUGUGUUGUGUGAGUGGAACAUUCAAAUCCAAAAUGAUAAUUUAUAUAUUUUUCACCACAAAAACCACACACACUCCUUCACUGAGUGAGAAAAUGGCUUUUAGGUUAAUACUUGUAUGGUUUGAAACCCUUUCCCAAAUUAUAGAAAACAAGUUUAUGAUGAAUAAAAAAGUGUGUGACAAUGUAGUCCAUGUGACCUUUGCAUUAGACCCCUCCCUCCAUUGACCUGUGUGACUUGUGGUCCUUUGAUCUGUGUUUUAGACCCCCUUAUUUGACCUGUAAUUAUAACUUAAAGUAAUACUUGUGCUAUAAUCUCCAGAUCUUUUUCCAUGUCACUGCUUUUGUUUCAAACCCUCUCUAUUGCACUCUCUCAGAUGGUAAUGAAUGGGAUCAUGGAGAUGGCAUGAAAGAGAUAGAAAAGGCGAUAGUUAGGACUUUCAGAUUCCGUUUGAUCAUCUCAUGCCCUUGAAGAAAAAAAUCCAAUUAUCUCAUCCUCUUCAGUUUGUCUUGUCUAGAGCUAUACAUACACAUGAUUUUCGCUUUUGAAGUUUGGUCAUGAAUCUGGCUUUUAGGGGGGUCCUGUUGACAUUUUAAUUUGGUUGUUAGUUUUGAACUUGAAAUUGGCCUGUCUCAAUAUUCCCCAGAGUUCUCAGUAUCCAGACUUGACCUCUUUUGACCUUGCUUUGGAAUGGUGAUGUAACAUCCUCUAUAUCUGGGGUAGUUUUAGAUUGUCUCUGAUAGCUGCCCUGUUUACUUUUGAAUUUCAUUAGGGUAGAUGGGCAUUUUUAAAUUGCCAAGACCCGGUUGCAAAGAGGUUUUUCCUGUUUGUACUUGGUUUGAACACUGCACAAAAGAUUGCUGACUUAAAAAUUGAAUGACCUGUUAAGUGCCAGCUAUGCUGUGGUGCUAAACAAAGGAAUUCCAAAUGGGUCUGUUUUUGUUUCUCUGUGCAUUAUAAUUGCUGAUUACAACAUGCUGGUUUCCUGUUAUAACUACACUUACCAUGUAGCAAGAACACAUUCCUUGUACUUUAACUCAGAAUUACAAACCAUAAUAACAUAAUAAUUUUCCAGCAAUUAACUUUUCUACAUAUUGGUAUUAAGUCAAUUUAAAAGUAUUCCCAAAAUACAUGCUUUAAUUUUAAUGCAAGAUUACACUACCACAUGCAAAGAAAGCACAUGAUUGUAGCAACUUGUUCUCUCGCAGUGCAUGAAAUAAUUACAGUUCAUUAGAAAACAAAUCCUUAAAGGUGGUGUGUGCUUUCUGUCACACACUAACAUUGAGGCUGACACCAAACGGACAGUAGAACUCACCUUUUGUCAGGUGACAGGGAGCAGCACCUGUUGCCAAGUGAAGAUGCAGGGCCACCAGACCUGAUUGCAUGUUAGAGGAGGGAGUUUCCGUGUUUUUAUCGUUUUUUGUCGGUGUCAGGUUAUUUCAGGAUAUCCAAUACAACCAGCAGAUGUUGUAGAAUACAAUGAAAAUUUCGUGUAUAAGAGCUGAAUGGUGUCUACAAAAACAUCCAUUGUUAGCAAGUCACCUUGACUGUUAAAAGAACUGAUGGAUGGUUAGAAUUUAAUAAUGGCAUAUGUAGAAAAAGUAGCAAAUAUUUGGGCCAAAAUUUAUCGAUUUCUUGAAUUUUGAUUUGAAAACUUAAUCAGUAAGAGUGGCAGAUUUUAGACGACAUAUCUUAUCUGGACAGCAGGAUUGAAAAGCUUCAGUUCUAAAUGAUAGUUAAAGAAUAACGGGAAAUCAUUGGCUCACAGAUAAGGUGGCUCAAAUCACCUGAUGAAUGGUCAACUUGAACACACCUGGAGAGCAGGUGAAUAUUUGUUCUCUGUUCAGAAACGGAUAGGUAAGCUGCCAAUACAAAUGGAAAUUGGCACCAAUGAUCAAAGACCAACCUAAUAUUAGAAAACUAUUGGUGAUACAAUUCUCAGUACCAGAUGAAGUGAGUUUUAGCAAGAGUUAAUCAUAUUGUAGUUCAACAUGCAAUACAGCCAUAUAUACAGGUGAUGACCUUGGGUAGUAAAUUCGAGUAAUUCUGAGCACCGAGUACCUGAGUAUGCAGAAUGCUGCUAAGCACCUGUGUAUUUGAGUAGACAGGCAAGCCUUUGUGUGUUAUGGCCACUGUAUGAUUUCUCAAACCACAGUAUUUCCUGUUAAACGACGAUUAAAGCUUUAUCUAAUGCCUCUAAUUCUGGGGAGACCCAUUGGGACAAUUGUAAAGGCAGGGUAAACAUGGUAAAAAAGUUAUGUGGUCAUAAAUUUGCUCAAAGAGCACAAAAUGUCAUUUUAAUACCUUUUUAUGUUGAUUGCUUGUAAAGAGAGACGAAUUUCACCAAUCCCUGACAGUAACCUUUGUUGGCCAAUCUUCUGGUUUUAGGAGAGUUGAAAUAGUUGGAUAACUCUUCAAGAAUUUGUCAUUCUGACCAAACUUCAAACUACAAUAGCUGAAGUUUUAAAUGGGUAUAAAUGUUGAAGAUUGGUCUUGUAGUAUACAUGUUUUCAAAUUAAUUGCACUUGAAAGUUUGACAAGACUUGCAUGUGGUCAGAGUUUGUUGCUAAGAUAUCACUGUUGGUUUUUACUUGGUAAAUUAUUGUCCCAGUGGUGGUCCCUUGCUAUGGUAGGGGUUGGGGGGCAUCAAUUUGUCUAUCACCUACUAAUUUUAGACAGUGGGAGGUACUUGGUCAUUGUCCAGUCCUUCAGAUUGGAAUAGAAGCCUACAGAGUCCAAGAUGAUAGGGUGUGUUUACUGACCGCUGGGGGUCGGCUGGAAUGUUUGAUUCUUAUGUCAUCACAAGUAUUUACCACCACUUGGGGUCCAGUGACCUCUCUCUCUCUCUUUCUCUAGAUUGACUGACCAAGUAAACAGACAGUGACCUAGAUUAACUGACCAAGCAGUUUACAGAACAGCUGUUUGGCAUUUAGAAUUGUCAAAGGUUGCACAAAUAGACCAUGUAGAAUUAUCAAAGGUUGCACAAAUGGACCAUGUAGAAUUGUCAAAGGUUGCACAAAUAGACCAUGUAGAAUUGUCAAAGGUUGCACAGAUAAACCAUGUAGAAUUGUCAAAGGUUGCACAGAUUUUCAUAUAAAUUUUGUUGGUUCAUUUAUUUUGAUAUUGAACUAAUUUUUGUUUUAACAGACUUUUAGUAAAAACAUAUAUAUUAUGUAUAUAUCAAAUUAUAGAUAUAUGUGUAGAUCUUGCAUCAGAUUUUCCAUGUGAAUAAAAAGUUGAAAUGGUGGGGUGUAUAUAGUAGACCUGUGUGAUGAGAAGAAUUGAUAUAGUGGGUGAUUUUAUUUUUGAGGGAUAUAUGAUACUGUUGGGUCAGACAGGGUUAAUAGAAAUUCACUAGUCUAACAAGACAAUCUCUGUGAAUUACUUCUCCAGCCAUAAAAACUUUUAUAACCUAGAAAAGAAGGAGAGUGGCCAUCAAUCAAUCACCUUGUAGUGGAUCUUUGUUUUCUUGUGGGACUUUUAGACAAUGUAUGCUGGAGUAGGUUAGUUACCCCCAAGAUCAAAAAUUCCCAGACCCCCUAUCAGAAAUGAGUCCCUGAUGAUGUGAAUGUUUUGUCUGUCCUGCUAAUCAGUGGUUGUCAUGUAGGGUCUGAGAAAGGAGAUAUUGAUUCUAUAUGUGCACCGUGACCAUUAGUCUUCUGGUACUUUAAUGAAAGAAAUAUAUAAAGAAAAAUAAUAAUGAUUCAUUGAGAAUUCAUGAUCUGAUUCUCUCAUCAGGAGGCUUAAUUGAAAUCUUGCUUUUCAUAGUUUCCUGGUAGUCCAUGUGCAAUCCAGUGUAAUACCUAUCAUGUAUUUGAAAUGUCAACCAAGCAAUUUCCCCUGCAGGUUGUAACUUUUAAAAGGCUAAGUUCACAACAACAUUAAAUGACAUGCUGACUUUUGUAAUGUUGGGGCAGAGUGGUUCACUCUUCACCCACAGAAGUAAAGAACUUAGUCCAGGAUCAGGCAGGAUUUCAUACGAGGGACUUACCGGGAUUUCCUUCUUUGAGAGCCUUUCUAGCCCCGAGAUAAAGAAGAGAGAAGAGAGGGCUUGGGCAGCAUUAACAGUCAAAAAUUUUGCACAAAUGAAAUUUGAAGAUUUCCUAAUCAUGGAAGGGGUGAUUCACCAUUAAGGAACCUCUCGAGACAUUUAAAAAUCGCGAAGUUGCCUGACUUCCGUAUUGAGUUUGUCAAAACAUGAUUUAAUUGGGCCGAGUUGAGAGUAUGUAUGUAUACACAUAAAACACUUUUCUUUGAUGUUCGGUGCAGUGGGAUCAUUACAGGAAACACCUCCCAUGCCUCCCUCUAUAAUUAUUAUUAUCAUUUAUUGAAACAACCAGACACCUUUUCAAGGACAUAUGAAUUGAGUAUAACUGUAGGACUAUAUUAAGAUGGUGUUAAUUGGAGGAGUUUUAUUUCAGAAUAUUCAUUGCAUUUUGGACAAAAAAGUCCAAAAAUAGCCUUGUUACAAGUAAUAUUACAAGACACCUAAAGCACUUUGACCACUCGACUUCUUUAUUCUCAAAUGGAAUUCAUCUGUUCAGCCCUGAUAAUCAUCCCCAGCGUCUGGUGGUGUCCUGUUCAACAUAGAGAACAUUGAACUUUCACCGACUUGUCAGGAGCUAAUGAAAUUACUUAAUCAUUUUAAAUUUACUGUUGGCCUGACACCAUAGUGCCCGACAAAUCCUUUGUUUGUCUGUUUGCAGGGACAUCUCUUGUAUUAGUGACAAAACAAAUUUGUCCAGGUCUUCGUUUUAGGGGACUUUAUGUACUUGGAGAUUUAUUUUACUUUAUGAGGAACUUUUUCACCCCCUUCAGUCUUUCUAGGUGUAUACAUUGCGCGCACCUACAUUUGGAAUUUAGCACCCAAUAAAUCGCUGACAAGCCCAAUUUUAACAGGAUCAUCUGAAUAUGAACCAAGAAGUUUCUUGGAGCAGUGUUAAUAGAUUUUUUUUUGGCAGGGAGCAAGGAAACCUAUUUGUAGUAUUUAGAUGAACUGUCACUUCAGACACCAUUUUGCCCUGUAGGAAGAUUUCUAACAAGACAGAAAUUGAUGCAUUUUUGGUGCAGCAUUUGGCGCACUGUCAGGAAGAACCUUGGGGGGAAAAGAAGAUAAUUGCUGACCACUCCAGCUGAUGGCCGUGCAAUUAUUGUCUGUUGUAGCUGUUUGUAAUAUAAUAGAUUUUCCAUUAAAUUUUUGACAUCACUCAGAAUAAUAAAGUUGAUCUUUCCCACAUAUAUUUCAAUGCCAGAUUUUGUUGAUUUACAGAAAAAUCUGCCAGUAUGAUUCAUUGUUUUGGAAACUAAAAAGGAAUGUUAUGUUUUGAGAUUGUUUGAAGUUAAUUGCUGACAUGCAAGUAAAGCUUUGAUUAUCCUACAAGUGAGCUGAUCCUAUUAACUGAAGUCUUACGAAAUUAUCUUGAAAAGCUCAGGUCUAGUGGUUUUACAGAUUUUCUUGAGCACCUGAUGUGUUGUCUGCAUGAUCCAACCUUACAUCAAAAUCGUAUUACUCCUUAAGAUUACCUUCAUGCGGUAAGAAGACUCCGCUGGGGUGAGGAUAAAAGGGGUGGUACCACAGUCUGAUAGGUGUCUCUACUUUCACUUUGAAUUGGCAGUAAAAUAUCUAGGUUUAUGUCACUUUAUUACAUUGUUAAGUAGAAAGAUUUGGAUUUGUGGUCAGCACAUCAGUGUUUCUUCCUAGACCUAGGCUAUGGCAGUAAUGGCAGACUAACUCUGGGGACAUCUGGGGAUAAUUGAUUUUAAAUGACUGCCACUUGAUGUAUAUGGCUUCCUCAGGGGAAAAUUCUGAUUGUAUGUGUACCAGCUUUUGACCCAUUCACUUCAGAAGUUGAAAUUGACAUGGUGUAAAGAUUACUGUAGUAUUGUACAUCAAAUUUACUUUGUCUUGUUCUGGUUUCAUAAUACUAAGUGAUUCUGAGAAAAUGUCAUAAAAAAUGUAUAACAAGUUACCACAAUAUGAUGAAGUAAUGUAUAUUGAAUGAAAUUGUUAAUUGCAAUUAAUAACUGUGGCUCAUUAGCUGUAAUUGCUAGUUUGGGUUGUACAUGGUUGAUCUUGAGAACUAUCUGUUGGAAAUGUUGACGUGACUUGAGUAUUGUGGUCCUGGAGAUAAGAUAAAUCCCCGAUUAUGUAAUUUACUGUGUAAUAAUAUUUUGAUCAGUUAACCUCACCAAACAUAGCCUCUUUAAUUGUUUGAAUUGUUAACAUACAGUGUGUAAUUGCACAUUGAUUAAGGUGGCUGGCAACUGUUUUAUGGAACCCCAUGAGACUUGGUAGACUGACCUGGGUAUGUUAAGGCUAUUAAUUCUCUUUGAUUCUUGGCCAAAGAUAAGAAGCUUUGUUGAUGAGAUACAGCUGUCUGGGGCUUUGUUGGUCAUCUGUGGUUCCUCCCCAUCAUGGACAUGUCCUUGCAUUCAUUACCUUCCUAUGAUUAACCUCCCAGUGGACAAGGAUAUAUCUCACAAGAGACCCAAGAAGCAUUCCAGUUCAUACGAAAUAUUUCUCCAGAACCUAUUUUCUUGUCAAUGCAAACUCAUUGAUUUACUUGAAAAUAAAACCACCACAAUGAAAGGCUUUUUGUAGUAAAUGUAUGCCCUUAUAGAUGAUCUCAUUGAAAAGUAGAUCAUAUAUUCUUAUGGAAAUUUUUUGACAGGAGCCUUCUGAAACAGAUACUGGACAGGUAGACAUCUAUUUAUACAGAGAAAAUGAAGCUUGCCCACUUGCUGAAUUUGAAUUCAGUGCAAUAGAAAACUUAAAACUAUUUUGUCAUGAAUCAAUUGAAAUUUUUUAUUUAUUUAUUUUAUGUUAAUGAAAAUAUCCCCCAGUCAAUGUUUUUCUUACCCACUACAGGACUGAAUAGCUACGACGUGUCCUCAGAGAUUUAACCAUUUUGAAGUAUGUGCUGCUUUGAAUUGUUGUUUAUACUCUGACCAAGUCAUCAUGAUUACAUAUACUGGAGUUUGUAAAGGUUAUAAAAAUGUUGACAUAUCUCUGGCAUCACAAGAAUUUAACAAAUUUUUAAAGUCUCUUAAGAUCUUUCUGGGCUGUGAUGUACUAUCAGAACUUCAAUGACUGGUCACCAUUUUAACAGGAACAAUAUGAUCAGACCUUAAAUUUGUCAGUACAUAUUAUGAGAUUAAAUAUUUUAAGUUGUGAUAAAUUUGAUAUGUUAUGUCCCCAAACCUUUAUAGAAUUUAAAGUUCAUUUGACAUUUACCUAAUUACUCAGUAUUGUGACAUCUCUGAGAAAUAUUUCAACCAGAUACUCAUAUCAGUUAAAAAUAAAUAAUUAUUCCUGUCUAAACAUGCCAAAUACUAUUAUUUAUUUAUAUGUGCUGGGGGACAUGGGAUUAUUUUAUUAACAGGUAAUAAUUUUCCCAGCCAUUAUAUAAGACAGGUUUGAGUUGGGGCUGCAGUUAUAUUGCAUUGGUCAACAAAUUUAAUAUGUCUAUAUCAGACACGAAGGCCUGCAUCAAAAGCUAAGGUUUGAGUGACAGCUGAUAGCUUCAGCACAUGUCCCCAGCCUAUAAAUUCACAGGCUGGUGAUAUCUACAGGCUAGAUUUUCAGCUUGGUGUAAACACAGUACUGGGCCAGUGUUGAGUGUCUAGUGUUUUUAUUUCACAACAAUGCAAGGCUGACCUUAUUGUGUGUUUUAACAUUACAUUCUGUUGUGGACAGUAGCUGGACAAUGUGUUUGUUUAGCAAUCAUUGUAUAGGGUCAUUUUGAAUUGAGAAUCCUUCUGCCAUUCUGAAUUCUCAUUGGUUGAUAGGGAACCCCCCAUGCCUUAUCAUUAGACUGCAAUAGUGAGAGGUACAUGAAACAACCAGUCUACCACUGCAUGUACACACUGCAAAGAGCAUUUGUGUUUUCAUAUCCCAUUCAGUGUGUGAAAGAAGUGAUUAAUUUUGUAAGUACUUAGCCGGUAUAAAUGUUUACAGUGAGAGGGACAUUUCAGGCCACGAUUUUGUUUUAGUGAGCUCUUGCUAUCUGACUCAUCCAUAGUCACACACCUUUAUAAAAGUUUGGAUGUGCGUACAAUCAUUGAUAUACUAUUUAAAUCACUCACGGAUUGGCCCAUAGUUUCAUUUUCUGAUCUGAGUGCAUGACGGAAACAAACACUUCUGUGUGUGUUACAUUUUAUACAGGGAAGUCUCUUGUACAUGUUACAUGGAAGAAAAAGUUUUCACUCUAAAGGAAUUCAUUGAUUUUGUAUCUGUGUGUAAGACAGGGGAAUUUCUUUAAUAAUAGUUCAUUGACUGAGACAGUUUUAGUGUGCUUGUCUCUCCUUUGAUGUUUUUUCUGGACUUUAAAUUCCUCGGUGGGCCGAGUUAAAGAGGUAGUAAAGGUUCAAUCAAACAUCACGCAUCCAGUUGAGAGGAGGCUACAGCUGACGAGAGAGAGAUCCCCUACACGUGUCUCCAGCUCCCGUCAAGACGAGCGCCCAGUCACGUGUGUCCGUUAUAGCGCAGGAAGGAAACUUUGUCACCAAACGUGUAAGAUUUGGUCUUGCUCAAUUUGGAAAUGUGUAGGAAGAAAAAACAUUGUUGUCAUAUUUAACAACUUAAAAGUUUUCACCAGGAACUUUAUAAACAAGGGGUUGUAAAGUAGUGGAAGAUUGAUUAACUGAUUGAAGACAUGGGAGGAAACAGUUCUCAUUCGGAUUUCGACCCUCGAUAUAACAUCGAGAAGAACUCUAAAAAUUGUGACACCAACUUUCAGAGGCUUCAAUAUCAUGGUGUCCGAUACCCGGAAGGCAAGCCCAACCCCCCAGUGAGAAAUCCUUCAGUGAAUAACAUCACACAGACGUCCCUAACACUGAAAUGGGUUCCUCCAUAUGGGUGCCCGUCUAGCACCAUUUUAGCGUACCAGGUGGAGGUGUGUCGGGUUCAAGAUAAACGCUGGAAAGUGGUCACCAACUCCUGCCAGGGAAAUACCUAUGAUGUCAAAAAUCUGGCACCGGGUGUGGAGUAUAUGUUUCGUGUCAGGACAGAAAACGUAUAUGGAAAAGGUAAACCUAGUGUUCCCUCACAAGUGAUUCGGACUCUGAGUGAAAAUCCGUGGAUUACACCAUCAGAGGAAAAGGAGGAGGAGGAGAGGGUAACGAAACUUACCAGAAGACAUAGUCACUAUAUCAAGGUGGAAAACAGCGUAUCAAAUCUCCUACAGAAGACGGAGAUUGAGGAGGAGAUGAGUGAAGUGGGAACCAUUCCUUUCAAACGUAACAGCAGUAUUCGGCACUCUUUGCCUGUCCACUGUGUUAAGAGACCCACGGUUUUACCCUCUAGCAUACUGCCAGGUUCCCGACGUGAGAGCGUCUGCAGUUUAAAGGACAGAGAAUCUAGGAAAUCCAUCGAAGAAUCGUCAGUGUUCACCGAUGAUACUGAUGAAGUAUCAUCACUAAAACUUCAUCGCAUAUCAAUGACAUCUACUGAAGAUGAUUCAUGCAAAUGUUCAUCCUCUGCAGCUUCAAUGACAUCUAUCCCCGAGGAAUUUAAUGACUCUAGGGGUGAAAAGGAAUCAGAUCUUGUUUAUGUGAAGACCCCUCUGCCAGGAUGGCGGUAUAACCCCCAGUCCCACGAUAUUCUCUCUGCUCCAUACUCAGAUGAUACAAAAUUAGCCUGGGUGACGGACCAGAAAUCUACGAUUCCUCAUCAGCAAAACGCUGAUGACACCUCGCCCGUGUGGCGAGACAGACACGAGAAUAAUAAAAACUUGCCAGAUUUCCGAUCACUUAGAAGUGCUUUAAACUCUAAUGAUCUUUUAGUGAAAACUCUCAAUGCUGAUAAUAAUGGAAAUUACUCAACUCUCAAUUCCAAAGGAAAAUUGUAUGAUAAAGUUAUACAGGAAGAGGACGAACACAAUCUGGCAUUUGAUAUUGUUUCAGCUGUGUAGGAUAAAUACAAAAUAAAUUCUGACCCUAUUUUACGGGUAGAUGGAGCAUGCUUUUUUGGGUUAAUGUGUCGGACUGAUUGGAUUACUACAAAUGCUAUGCUCUACAAAGGAUGAGAUUUGUGGAAGACAGAAUAUUAUCUGUCCCGUUCUGCCACAUGGUGCUCUGAACUAGAGUCUUCAGUGUGAUAAUCCAAGGUUGAAUCAAAUCUGAUCGCCUUUGUGUCAUUCUUUAUCAUGUACUUUAAUCCUCCAGUACAUUACUGAAUACAAAAACAGAUAUAUUUAUAUAUAGUGCAUACUGUCAUUUAAUUCAAUAUGUACAAUAGUCCUGCAUUUCUUGAUAACCAGGGAGGAAUGAUAAAACAAAAGAAUUUCAGAAUCCUAAACAUUUACAUUUUAGUGUUCUUUUUUUUAAUGUUGAAAUGUAUUUAUUAUUUCAUAAAAGUUUUGAAAUCAC